Biomphalaria glabrata is the source of this 1368-nucleotide messenger RNA. RefSeq names its product cilia- and flagella-associated protein 119-like. NCBI's taxonomy places the organism in Eukaryota, Metazoa, Mollusca, Gastropoda, Planorbidae. The transcript is spliced from 12 exons. The record is from RefSeq and is a predicted model, not a curated record. Bases 134 to 1204 code for a protein of 356 amino acids.
UGAUAACGGAAGUGUAAGAAAGUACAUUAUCAUUAUGCAUUAGAGGUGUUCACCAAAGGGGGUAGCAUUUGUUUUUUGUGUUUUUAAUACAAUCUAGUUUUAUAAAGUUUAAAGUUUGGCAGACGAGACGAGAAUGCGGCCUAGUAAAAACAAGAAAAGGAAAAGUAAAACUGGAAUCCGAUACAGAAAUGCAAAUGCCAAUAAACACGAGGAAUCCUGGAACUCAUCGACGGAAAGGUUCAGUCACCUUGGCUCCACUUCCUACUACCGGCCAUCUUAUCCAGUUUCAACUCCUCGACGCUUUAGUAUAGCCAGUGGGCAAAAGCAGUCUAAUUUGUUUGAUCAAAGUACGUUUGUAAGUACUCUACCGCCUUUGAAAACCUCAAAUGAUCCUCCUCUUCACCUUGCCUAUCCGGAGAAUGCCUUCGUUCCCAAAAGACACAAGGCAAAGAUUCUUGUGUGGUCUGACUUGACAGUGGAUGCUAUUGACAGACUUAAUGAGUCUCUCAACCCAGAAUAUAUCAAGAAUGUAUUGGCUGACAUUUUCUAUUUGGACAACUGGAAGGAGAAUUCUAAAGCUGCCAUAGUAUUGGACCUAUAUUACCACACUUUACAGUUCGCCAGGGACAAAAAUUUUUCUAAAGAAAAAACAUCCACAUUUUUUUCAAUUAUCAAAGAAAUAUUUCAAGUUUGCAUAGAGACACCGUUUGGAAACUUAGAUCACACAUUUCUCUACUUUAAAGAUUUGCUUCAUUGUCAUUCAGUGAAUCAUCCACCCUACAGUAUUGAGCUGUUCACACCGUCAGAAGUGAGGAAAAUAUCAGAAUACACUGUGAACACAUUCUUCAGGCAUUUCAAAAUGUACAAAUAUGCAUUCACGGCACAGAUUCGCUUAGACAUCAAUUUAAGUUAUGAAGGAAUGCCAACCCCUUCACAGUCUGAAGAGGAUACAAUAGAAAUCAAAUCGCCAUUCCCAGAAACAGAGGAACCCAGUGAAUUAGAAAAAGAAGUACAAGAUGAAGAUGUAGCAAAAGCAAAAGAGGACUUACGAAACCUGGUGAUGAGCAUUCUGACAGAAGAGGCUAAAAAAAUUGAGGGCAAAGUUGAAGAUCAAGUGCAUGCAGCAGUGGAAGUUUUGAAUUCUAAAAUCGACCCGUAUAUAAACGCACCAGGAAAGCAAGAAGGAAAGGGAAAGAAAAAGUAAAAGAAAGAAUACUGGCCUAUAUAUAUGUAUAUUUCAAGGAAAAAUGUGUCCACAGUCAUGGACAUAGUGCUACUUGUGAAUUAGCAUAAAUAAAAAUAAUUAUUUAUACUGAAUCGCCCCAAUUAGUUAUUAACUUAAUUGAGACUAAUAAAACUUUUGAAAGA